AUGCGUGACAGCAAAGGUAUCUCUGAAGAGCAGAUCAAUGAAUAUCGCGCCUCAUUCAACCACUUCGAUAAGGAUAGACAAGGCCUCGACCCCGAACAGUUACGAGCGUGUCUAAUUUCCAUCGGUUACAAUAUUCGGCCUGGACGAGAGGGUGAUGCCGAUUUGCAUCGCAUUCUUACGCAUGUUGAUCCGAAUCGAAUGGGACGUGUGCCAUUCGAUGCGUUCUUGGAUUUCAUGACAGCCGAGACGGCAGAUUCGGACACCGUGGAACAGAUGAUUGACUCGUUCCGUAUUCUGGCAGCUGGAAAGGUAAACAUUUCUCUGGUACAGUAUCCCGAAAAUUCUUUCAUUCUUCCUAACUGA
Messenger RNA from Cooperia oncophora, 363 nucleotides. The record is from the annotation of a GenBank genome assembly. Lineage: Eukaryota; Metazoa; Nematoda; Chromadorea; Rhabditida; Trichostrongylidae.